This is a messenger RNA of Penicillium hordei, 549 nucleotides long. RefSeq names its product bZIP transcription factor. Gene Ontology annotation, biological process: regulation of transcription by RNA polymerase II. The transcript has a single exon. Gene Ontology annotation, molecular function: DNA-binding transcription factor activity, RNA polymerase II-specific; RNA polymerase II cis-regulatory region sequence-specific DNA binding. Lineage: Eukaryota; Fungi; Ascomycota; Eurotiomycetes; Eurotiales; Aspergillaceae. Bases 1 to 549 code for a protein of 182 amino acids. The record is from RefSeq and is a predicted model, not a curated record.
AUGAAAUCCGUAUCACCCACCUCUCCCUCCCACUCCCACCCCGUCAGCCCCGGGCGGGCAAAGCACCUCGAACGAAACCGCGUCGCCGCCAACAAAUGUCGCGAAAGAAAGAAGCGAGAACACAAACAAAUCGAACGUCGUCUCACCGACGAAACUGAAAAGAAAGACAUCCUCCUAGCACAAUUGAACUGCCUCCGAGAAGAAGUGUGGAACUUGAAAAACCUCAUCUUCCAACACGCCGACUGCCAAGACCACCAAAUCAACAACCAACUCGCCAGGAUGACCCAGACCGUCCUGCAAAGUCCUCCCAACCAGGAUCCGAAUUCCAACUUACCAACCGGCUUAUCGCCCGCAUUUUCAACUGGGACCUAUUCCGACGAGUCGGUCACAGAGGAUACAGGUGCCAAUCCCAUCGGACCGGGCGCGUAUAACAACGACUGGACGGUAUUGCCUGCCAUUGCGAACGACUUUGCCCCUUACGAGCCAAAUGGUUUUGUUGCCGAUUCCAUGUUUGAAAACUUUAUCAAUGCCGACAAUGGGUAUACCUAA